GGUGACAAGAUGGCGGCCCCCUAGAGCGCGCAGCGAGCGUCGCGCCUGGUGAAGUGGUGCGAGUUAAGAUUCUUGCCACAAAACAAGAUCCGGGCUGAAGAGGGCCUGUGGGAAGAGGCAGGCGCCAUGGUGACCACGCAGGAGGUAGAUGCGAUUGGCCAGAGGCUGGUGGACCCCUUGCAGCCCCUGCAGGCCCGUUUCCGGGCACUCUUCACUUUGCGAGGGCUUGGGGGCCCAAGUGCCAUCGCCUGGAUCAGCCGCGCCUUCAAGGACGAUUCUGCCCUGCUCAAGCAUGAGCUUGCCUACUGCUUGGGCCAGAUGCAGGACGCCCGCGCCAUCCCUGUGCUGGUGGAUGUACUGCGUGACACCCACCAGGAGCCCAUGGUGCGCCAUGAGGCAGGGGAGGCUCUGGGUGCCAUCGGGAACCCGGAAGUCUUGGAACUCUUGAAACAAUAUUCCACUGACCCUGUGGUUGAGGUGGCGGAGACGUGCCAGCUGGCCGUGCGGCGGCUGGAGUGGCUGCAGCAGCACCCCGCGGAGCUGGUGGCCUCUGGGCCCUACCUCUCGGUGGACCCCGCGCCCCCUGCGGAGGAGCGGGACGUGGGGCGCCUGCGGGAGGCACUGCUGGACGAGGCCCGGCCGCUCUUCGACCGUUACCGCGCCAUGUUCGCCCUGCGCAACGCGGGCGGCGAGGAGGCCGCGCUGGCGCUGGCCGAGGGCCUGCGCUGCGGCAGCGCGCUGUUCCGGCACGAGGUGGGCUACGUCCUGGGGCAGCUGCAGCACGAGGCGGCCGUGCCCGGCCUGGCCGCUGCGCUGGCCCACCGCUCCGAGAGUCCCAUGGUGCGGCACGAGUGCGCCGAGGCCCUGGGCGCCAUCGCCCGCCCCGCCUGCCUGGCCGCGCUGCGGGCCCACGCGGCUGAUCCCGAGCGCGUGGUGCGGGAGAGCUGCGAGGUGGCGCUGGACAUGUACGAGCACGAGAGCACGGCUGCCUUCCAGUACGCCGACGGCCUGGAGUGCCUGCGCGUGCCACCUUAACCUGCCCCGCCCCGGCCCUGCCCCGGGCCUCCCGCUGCGGCCACCACGCCCCGGCCCCAGCUCCUGUCAGGUCACCACCCAUGCCGCGCCCACCACACAGGGGCACCCCUGCUCUGGCCCCGCCCCCGCGCUCCACGGCCACGCCCCAGGUCCCCAUCAGAUCACGCCCCCCUUAAUCCCCAUGCACCCUGAGCUCCAACUGGCAUCAGCUGCAGACCUGGGCCAGUCUGGAAAGGGCUCAGGGUGGGACUUCAUGGGAUUGAGGGUUUUGAGGGGACCCAGAGUUAGGGCUGGGGUUCUUGAAAAGGGCCGCGGUGAGAGUGACCCCAGUUUCACCAGGACCGAGGGGCAGAGUCUGCCAGCCUCUGACCCCACCCCUAUCCCCAGUGGGCUGGGCAAAGCAGACCCCAGGACCUGUCCCAAUGGAAUAUUAAAUUAUUUUUGCCAAGUGUG
This is a messenger RNA of Perognathus longimembris pacificus (Pacific pocket mouse), 1488 nucleotides long. RefSeq names its product deoxyhypusine hydroxylase (gene Dohh). Gene Ontology annotation, molecular function: deoxyhypusine monooxygenase activity. NCBI's taxonomy places the organism in Eukaryota, Metazoa, Chordata, Mammalia, Rodentia, Heteromyidae. Bases 127 to 1035 code for a protein of 302 amino acids. The record is from RefSeq and is a predicted model, not a curated record. Gene Ontology annotation, biological process: peptidyl-hypusine biosynthetic process. The transcript has 5 exons.